GCUUGGACCUGUCAGAAGUCGCCAUCAGCAGCAGCAGCAGCAGCAGCAGCUCACACACGCACACCUGCAUACGGACCACAACACACCGCCAAGCACUAUGAGUGCAACUGGGACUAAAGACCCCCCUCCCUACCUCAUCCCAGUAGAAAAUAAGGGGAGCGAUGUGAAGGUGUACCACGUGCACACCCCGUUCACCCCUCCCAACACGCAGGACGUCACUGUGUCUCAGGAUAGACCAGUGUACACCAGUGGAGGUGGAGGCGUCGGAUCAGAGCGCCUCCCUGGGGAGUCUAAAAAGAACUAUGUGAGCUAUGAUGUGGGGCUGGGCCGUAGCCCCGGCAUGACCACCUGCAGCGCCUGCAACCAGCAGGUCAUGACUAACGUCCAGUAUAAGGCAGGAACGUACGCCUGGCUCAUGUGCUUACUCUUCAUCUGCUGUGGAUUGUUCUUGUGCUGCUGCCUGAUCCCAUUCUUCCUCGACAGCUUCAAAGAUGCCUACCACACAUGUCCACGCUGCAAUAAAGUCCUGCACAUCGAGAAGAAGCAAUGCUGCAAAUAACGAGCAGGAGGAACAAAAAUGGACCCAUAGAAAUAAUGAUAAAUACACAAAGAAAACACCAGCUUUUUUCAUCCUUUGGGUGACUUGAUGAAGAUCAGGCCGCCGUGCCCGAUUCUGACGCUGACUCAGCGAGGUCACCCUUGCCUACUUCUAUGGAGCAACCAUUGACUUCCUCACUGCAUUACAGUAUGUUAUUUUAGCAAACACGCUGGGGGGUGAUGGUGCUGUCAGAGAUUAAUAAAUACUUAUAUAUAUAUGUAUAUAUGUAUAUAUAUAUAUAUAUAUAUAUAUAUAUAUAUAUAUAUACAUAUAUAAAACCACGUGCUGAAAAAUCUCAACCUCUGGCAGGUUCAUGCACACUCCAUGCACCUUUAUUUUUUAUUUUUUACAUCAAAAUGAAGGCUGUACAUAGAUUCUAUCCAACACUUCACGUUUCAAAGGGUUUUAACAUCUAAACGGAUCAGCUUGCAAUUUGAAGGGACUGUCAAACUUUUGAAUAACAUGUAAGCAAAAGUGCUUAAAAAAACUAUUUCCUUAUAAACAUGUUCUGCACAGAAGAUACAAGAAAAUUAACCUGCAGCGUUCAAACCAAUCUGUUUUUAAAUAUUUUCUUUUGGAAAAUCAUCCUUUACAUUUUUAUGUAAGGUGGAUAAACAACAUAUUCUAUGGUAUAUAAGAAAAACUUAUAUAUUGCACAAUAAUCGCCACAUGUAAGUGUAAAUAAGAAUGUCAUUUAUAUUCUUUUAAUCUUUACCUCCAACCAGGAGCACCGGAAAUUAUUAUUUUCAUUUAUUACAGUAUAUGGGGCAGUGCAAAAAUAAACAAUACACCAUUUUAAUUUUUUUUUGUUAUGUUUUAUAACAUGUUGCAAACAAAUGUCUGUUUGAAAAUCAGCCAUUGUCUAGAAAAACUCACACAAAAAGCUAUUUUCUGCUCUUACUCUACCACUGGAUGAGCAUGCUUCCGUUAUUUAGUACGAUUGUUACAAAAAAAAGUUUAUCCAAUAAAAGUAGAUCAAAUAAUAUGUGGCUCCUGGCUGAGUUUAUGUUAGUAAAGCA
Messenger RNA from Nematolebias whitei (Rio pearlfish), 1617 nucleotides. RefSeq names its product Lipopolysaccharide-induced tumor necrosis factor-alpha factor homolog-like (gene litafd). Lineage: Eukaryota; Metazoa; Chordata; Actinopteri; Cyprinodontiformes; Rivulidae. The record is from RefSeq and is a predicted model, not a curated record. Bases 98 to 559 code for a protein of 153 amino acids. The transcript has 5 exons. Gene Ontology annotation, molecular function: zinc ion binding.